UAAAUCCUGGAAUAACAUUUAUAAGAAUAAAUAGACUAAACCACAAAUCCGCUGUCAAAGUUUUUCAAACAACAACACUGUAUAAGCUGAGACAGAUGUUUUUAACUGACUUUGUUUACAAUUAGAUAUAAAUAAGUUGUGAAACGUGAAGUAACAAGUAUAUUAUAUAAAAGAAGUCAAAAUGCUGAUGUGGUUGUUCUUCAUGUUACUCAGCCAAGGUACAUCAAGUUUAAUUCAACACGGAAAAAUAAUAUUGUUAUUUGAUCAUUACUUCCGAGCUGAAGUGGUCAUCAAUGCAACAUCAAAGCCUGUUCUCGAAUGGUAUUUGGAUGAUGAAUAUCUAGGCUACGGGUAUUCUAGAAAUAUAUCAACUAAAAGCUACGUGUUUGCUACUGACUUGCAUGAAGAAACCUCGUGUGGAAAAACGUUACGUUACAAAGCUGUAACAAAAAGAGAUGUACUGUUAAAUGAAACCUAUCUGGAUUUUGAAUGUCAUGGUCACAUUCACUAUCUUAACAUACCAGUUUUUGUUGGAUCGACUUCAUCAGUAGUCAUUGCGUUUAUCGGACUUUUUGUACUGGCUUAUUUUGUACUCAAGAAAAAAGGCAAACAAGUGAAACAAAGCUUGGAAGAAAGAAAAUCACAAUGCAAGAAAACAAGGCAAAAACAGUGUGUGGAUACUGAACAAUACCUUCUUUCAGUUCCAUGUGGUGAAAUUGAAAGGCUGUCUAUAGUGAUUGAUGAAGCAUAAAUACAGGGAAAUAGGUAAUAGAGAACAUACAGAAAUGGAGAUCCAAAAUAAACAUUUGCGAGAUGAUUAAACCUGAUCAUCGCACGUGACAGACAUUGCUCGCAAACACUUGUUAAGUGGUCACAUGACUCAACCAGAUGAUAACAUAAUGUCACGUGAUCAAAGAGUAGUUUAAAAGAAAAGUGCACUUAAACCACGUUUACUCCACGAUAAAAUUGUUCCAACAUAUUGUAUUUUUAAAAAAUUUGGUUGGGAAAAAUUUUUCUUAUAAAAUAAAGAUAUUCGAAGGGCGAGUAAA
Hydractinia symbiolongicarpus is the source of this 1049-nucleotide messenger RNA. RefSeq lists its product as uncharacterized. The record is from RefSeq and is a predicted model, not a curated record. Lineage: Eukaryota; Metazoa; Cnidaria; Hydrozoa; Anthoathecata; Hydractiniidae. Bases 182 to 751 code for a protein of 189 amino acids. The transcript is spliced from 4 exons.